CCACCGCAUCUCAGAUUCAAACCAGAACCUAACUAAUCCUUUAAAAUCGUCUUCAUCCGUUGCCUCCCCCACUCAACCACACUUCUAAAUGGCUUCUUGUCUGAAUCUCUUCGUCUUCUCCUUCCUCUCCGUUCUACUCAUUUCAAAUUCACAGAUAUCUGAUUCAUUUAACGGCGUCGUUUUCCCUGUUACUCGCGACGUACAUACCGGUCAAUACAUCGCACAGAUUCUUCUCGGCGACUCCUCGGAGCCCGUCAAGCUCGUCGUGGAUCUCUCUGGUCCGCUUCUAUGGUUCGAUUGUUCCUCUGGCUCUCGGAAUCUCAUCUCCGGCAGCUCUAGCGGCUGCUUCAAGGCAAAGGUCGGAAACGACUUGGUAUCGCGAGGAGGAGACCACAACGCCGCGGAUUGCCAAUUGCUUGUGAGAAACGGCGCCGUUGGUAUCGCGGCGAGAGGAGAGCUCGCAAGAGACGUCUUGUCGUUUGGAUCUGUUUCUUCUCCGGGAACCGUUGGUAGUAUCCUCUUCGCGUGUGCUCCUCCGUCGCUUCUGCGUGGGCUCGCUAGUGGAGCCCGAGGAGUCAUGGGCCUAGGAAGGGCCCAGAUCUCUCUUCCCUCCCAACUCGCCGCGGAAACGAACGAGCGACGCCGUUUGACGCUUUACCUAUCGCAGCAGUCGAACGGCGUCGUGUCGACGAGUUCGGUUGAAGAUGUUUUCGGAGUUGCCGCGUCGAGAUCGCUGGUCUACACUCCUCUGUCAACCGGCUCGAGUGGCAACAAUUACGUGAUUAACGUGAAAUCGAUGAGAGUCAACGGGAAGAAGCUCUCCGUGGAGGGUCCGUUUUCGGCGGAACUAAGCACGUUGGUCCCUUACACGAUGCUGGAGAGCUCCAUCUACGCGGUGUUUGCUGAAGCUUACACUAAAGCUGCGGUUAACGCUAAGUUGGUAGCUACCGUAGCACCGUUCAGUCUCUGCUUCACGUCUUGGAGUGAGGUGGACUUUCCGGAGGUGGAUCUUUCGUUGCAGAGCGAGAUGGUGAGGUGGAGGAUUCAAGGGAGGAAUCUAAUGGUGGAUGUUGGUGGUGGAGUCCGAUGCUUGGGGAUCGUCGACGGCGGGUUGAACCCGGUCAGCCCGAUUAUAAUGGGUGGGCUUCAGUUAGAAGGCUUUUUGUUGGACUUCGAUUUGGGUAACUCGAUGCUGGGGUUCGGACAAAGGACACUCUCUACUUCAGAUUCCUUGCAACCAGAAGCUUUGUAGAGAAACCAUCUAUAGUUUUACUCGUAGAUAUACUCAGUUUUGCUCUUUUUGUUUGUGUGUUUGUUAAGAUACCUUUUUUCUCUGUAAGCAACUACGCAUUCACGCUAAUAUAUCGUCAGAGCUUAGUAUCUGCUUUAGUUUUUAUAA
Molecule: messenger RNA, 1399 nt
Organism: Raphanus sativus (radish)
Lineage: Eukaryota; Viridiplantae; Streptophyta; Magnoliopsida; Brassicales; Brassicaceae
Product: probable aspartic proteinase GIP2
Exons: 1
Coding region: 89-1252 (387 amino acids)
Biological process (GO): proteolysis
Molecular function (GO): aspartic-type endopeptidase activity
Source: RefSeq, a predicted model, not a curated record